AUGAGGCAACGUAAUUACGAUACUGAAUCCAUUCAGCAGUUCAAGAAACUCUACGAUUCUCGACAACAUGCAAUGGAAGAAGCAGAAACGUUUCGCUCUGAACGUGACAAGGUGCAACACAAUAUUCGAAGCGCGCAGUCCAAAGAAGAACGACAAAAGUACAUUAACGAAGCCAAGCAGUGGAAAGAACGGUUACGUUUGGUGGACGAGCACUUGACCAAACUUGACCGCGAUCUGUUGAAUCAUGCUUUGCUUCUUCCAAACGACACGCAUCCCGAUGCUCCUGUGGGUUCGGAAGAUAAAGCCACGACGGUGAAAAUAGUGGGCGAAAAACGCAAGGCUGAGUUCCCGCUGUUGGACCACUUGACGUUGGCCGAGCGAUUGGAUAUGGUCAAUUUUGAACAAGCCGCUUUGGUAAGCGGGUCCAAAUUUUAUUAUCUCAAAAACAACGGCGUAUGGUUGGAAUUCGCCUUGAUCCAAUAUGCGCUCGAAAAAGCCGCUCAGCAUGGAUUCACACCUGUUAUCACCCCCGAUGUCGUACGCACGUCCAUCGCUUACGGCUGCGGAUUCCAACCACGGAAAAAGGAAGCGUCACAGAUCUAUGACGUGUCCACCACCAGUACAUUGAAUACCAGUGCACCCAACCUGUGUUUAACCGGCACUGCCGAAAUUCCACUCGCCGGCAUGUUUGCACAGCAACUGUUUAAAGAAGAAGAAUUGCCCAAACGCGUGGUCGGCUUUGGUCGUGCUUUCCGCGCCGAAGCAGGUCACGGAUCAGCUGAAGAACGAGGAUUAUAUCGCGUGCAUCAAUUUUCAAAGGUCGAACUGUUUGCCGUCACCACACCUCAACAAAGUGAAUCCAUAUUGCAGGAAUUUCAAAAGUUACAAGAGCAACUCUUUGGCGACCUCGGAUUAUGCUUCCGGGUACUGGAUAUGCCAACCGAAGAACUGGGCGCUAGCGCUUACAGAAAAUACGACAUUGAAGCAUGGAUGCCCGGCAAAAAUGGCUGGGGCGAGAUUUCCUCCACUUCCAACUGUACCGAUUAUCAGACGAGACGAUUGGAUACCCGAUUUUUGUCGGCUGGAUUCAAAGAGAACGUGGGAACAAAGGAUGUAAGAGUGCCCUGGCACAUCAAGGAAAAGUGGGUAGACUAUUGCCACACCUUGAACGGUACCGCCAUGGCCGUACCUCGUGUCAUCAUUGCCUUACUGGAAACACACCAACGCCAAGAUGGCAGCAUUGAUGUCCCGCCCGUGCUAAGAAGAUACAUUCCUGGCCAACCCAGUGUAUUGGCAUAA
Molecule: messenger RNA, 1299 nt
Organism: Radiomyces spectabilis
Lineage: Eukaryota; Fungi; Mucoromycota; Mucoromycetes; Mucorales; Radiomycetaceae
Product: seryl-tRNA synthetase
Exons: 3
Coding region: 1-1299 (432 amino acids)
Biological process (GO): mitochondrial seryl-tRNA aminoacylation
Cellular component (GO): mitochondrion
Molecular function (GO): tRNA binding; serine-tRNA ligase activity; ATP binding
Source: RefSeq, a predicted model, not a curated record